Messenger RNA from Olea europaea var. sylvestris, 1587 nucleotides. Its product is annotated as 60S ribosomal protein L4-like. The transcript has 2 exons. Gene Ontology annotation, cellular component: cytosolic large ribosomal subunit; ribosome. Gene Ontology annotation, molecular function: structural constituent of ribosome; RNA binding. Bases 77 to 1291 code for a protein of 404 amino acids. The record is from RefSeq and is a predicted model, not a curated record. NCBI's taxonomy places the organism in Eukaryota, Viridiplantae, Streptophyta, Magnoliopsida, Lamiales, Oleaceae. Gene Ontology annotation, biological process: translation.
AAACCCUAUUUUUUCCAUUAUCGCGCACCAAAUACGCAUUGCCCGUAUACCCCUCUCCCUUCCCCCCAACACACAAAUGGCCGCCGCCGCCCGCCCCCUUGUCACCGUACAAGCCCUAGAGAAUGAUAUGGCCACUGAUGGAGCCUCCUUGCCCCUUCCUGAUGUGAUGAAGGCAUCGAUCCGCCCGGAUAUCGUGACAUUUGUUCACGGUCAGAUCUCCAAGAAUGCCCGUCAGCCUUACGCCGUGUCCAAGCGCGCUGGCCACCAGACCUCUGCUGAGUCAUGGGGUACUGGUCGUGCUGUGUCGCGUAUCCCCCGUGUUCCUGGUGGUGGUACUCACCGUGCCGGACAGGGGGCCUUUGGAAACAUGUGCCGUGGUGGUCGCAUGUUUGCUCCUACCAAGAUCUGGCGCCGCUGGCAUCGGGCAGUGAAUGUUACACAGAAACGUCAUGCUGUGGUUUCUGCCAUUGCCGCAUCUGCUGUGCCUUCACUGGUACUUGCUCGUGGGCAUAGGAUUGAGGAGGUUCCUGAGUUGCCUCUUGUUGUUUCUGAUUCAGUUGAGGCUCUGGAGAAGACAAAUGCUGCUAUUAAAAUCCUUAAGCAAAUUGGAGCUUAUACUGAUACUGAGAAGGCUAAGGAUAGUCUUGGUAUUCGCCCUGGAAAGGGUAAAAUGCGCAACCGCCGCUACAUUUCUAGGAAAGGCCCUCUGGUUGUUUACGGUACUGAGGGUGCAAAGCUCGUGAAGGCAUUCCGUAAUAUUACUGGUGUUGAGGUAGCUCAUGUGUCACGACUCAAUCUUCUCAAACUGGCUCCUGGAGGUCAUCUUGGGAGGUUCAUAGUCUGGACCAAAUCUGCUUUUGAGAAAUUGGACGAGAUUUACGGAAAAUUCGAUAAACCAUCUGAGAAGAAGAAUGGUUAUGUCUUGCCUAGGGCGAAGAUGGUAAAUGCUGAUUUGGCUAGGAUCAUUAACUCUGAUGAGGUGCAGUCUGUGGUAAAACCGAUCAAGAAGGAGAUCAAGAGGGCUCCAUUGAAGAAGAACCCGCUGAAGAAUCUGAAUGUGAUGCUGAAGCUUAACCCAUAUGCUAAAGCUGCAAGGAGGAUGGCUCUGUUGGCUGAGGCUCAGCGCGUGAAGGCUAAGCAGGAGAAGCUUGAAAAGAAGAGGAAGCAAAUCACUAAGGAGGAGGCUUCUGCAAUUAAGUCUGCAAGUAAGACAUGGUACAAGACUAUGAUCUCAGAUAGCGAUUACACCGAAUUUGAGAACUUCUCAAAGUGGUUGGGCGUCUCCCAGUGAUUUAUCUUUGUUUGAAGUCUCCUAGAACCUGUUUUGUUAUCAUUUGUUUGUUUUCUCCUGUUUUUUUCUGGAUUUUAAGACAUUAAGGCGAUCAUAUUUGAGGGGAAUUACAGCAAUAACGUUUCUUCAAUUAAGUUCUCGGACGAUCCCUUCUUUAUAAUUUGGCGUCGUAGUUUAUGGCUAGUUUGAGAAAUUUUAGUUCAGGAAUGUCAAAGGAUUUUACAUGUUAUCUUAUUCACGAACCGUUGUUUGCUAGCACUUCGCAUUUUCGCAAUCCAAUUUUGGUUGUUUACUUA